AUGUUUGCCAAAUUAACCCUCAUCUUAAACGUCGCUAUCCUUCUCUUGGAAUCGUCCACUGUAUUGUCAAUUCCAAUCAUUAUUACUCCAACCCAUUUCGAGAAACGUGCAGUCACACCAUGUUUCCUAGGUCCGGAAGCUGAGAAGCUUGAGAAAAUUUUCUUCGUCGACAACAAUUUUGCUGCAUCAAAUUCACACGGAAUCUUUGGCCCAUCUAGCGUUGCUGAUUCCGCAAAAAAGGCUCUGGUUUUUGCUAAUGAUAACGCUUUCAUUAAACGUGCUAUUGGAGUUCCUGGUUUCGGUCCGGAAGCUGAAAAACUUGAGAAAAUUCUCUUCGUCGAUAACGCUUUUGGUGCAUCAAAUUCACAUGGAAUCCACGGCCCAUCUAGCGUUGCUGAUUCCGCGAAAAAGGCUCUAGUUUUUGCUAAUGAUAACGCUUUCAUUAAACGCGAUCCUUCAGUUACACAUCAUCCUCUUACUUUCCUUGGUCCAGACGCUGAAAAAGUCGAGAAAAUUUUCUUCGCCGAUAACGUUUUUGGUGCAUCGUCAAACGGAAUCUUUGGACCAACUAGUGUUGCUGAUUCCGCGAAAAAGGCUUUGGUUUUUGCUAAUGAUAAUGCUUUCAUUAAACGCGAUCCUUCAAUUAUGCAUCAUCCUCUUAGUUUUCUUGGUCCAGAAGCUGAAAAACUUGAGAAAAUCAUUUUCGCCGAUAACAACUUUGCUGCAUCGUCAAACGGAAUCUUCGGACCAACUAGUGUUGCCGAUUCCGCAAAAAAGGCUAAGGUUGUUGCUUUUGAUGACGCUUUUAUUUAG
Ambispora gerdemannii is the source of this 813-nucleotide messenger RNA. Lineage: Eukaryota; Fungi; Glomeromycota; Glomeromycetes; Archaeosporales; Ambisporaceae. The record is from the annotation of a GenBank genome assembly.